AUGGCCGAGUUCCAAGCCAUUAUUUUAGCUGGUGGCCGCGGCAUUCGUCUGUACCCGCUGACGGAGGAGACGCCCAAGACACUGCUACCUGCCAAUGGCAAGCCGCUCCUCUGGUACCAGCUACACCUGCUCGAGACGUCGAACUUCACCGAAGUGCUCGUGCUCACGGUCUCGGACUUCCUACCGGCCAUCCAGGACUAUGUCACGCGCGAGUUUGACGGGAAGCUCCACGUGGAGCUGUGUGAAGUAACCGAGAACACCGAGACCGCCGAGGCGCUGCGUGAAGUAGCGGACAAGAUCAAGCGCGACUUUAUCGUGCUGGCCGGCGACCUCAUCACGGACGUAGUGCUCCACAACGUGGCGGACUUUCACCGGAUGAACGACGCGAGCGUCACGAUGGUCCUUCGCCAAGACGCCCCCUUGCGGCCCAGCAAGAAGACGGAGAAAGCGCGUCGCGACAAGGACAUGACUGACUGUAUUGCACUGGUCGAGUGCGAGCGGCACGAAGAGAACCGCGUCGUGCUGGUGUCGCAAGCGGUGCACAUGAACGAGCACGUGGACGUGGCCAAGAGUCUGCUCCAGCGGCGCAGCCACUUUGUGCUGCAUACGGACCUGUACGACGGCCACUUUUACAUCUUUUCGCACUGGGUGCUCGACUUGCUGCAGGAGAAAAAGUACAUUGCGAGCAUCAAAGCAGACCUCGUGCCGCACCUCGUGCGACGUCAGUUUCGAGGAGCGCACGUGUUGCCCCCGAGCGUGCGGGACAAAGCAACGAGGAAACAGGAACUCGCCGCGUCCAUGUCGUUGGCGGAAGAGCAGCACGACCCCGAGGACCUCGUGCGCUGCUUUGCGUACGUGCUGCCUAUGAACGCCUACUGCGAGCGGGCAGACACGAUUCCGGCGUACCGAGCCAUGGACGAAGAAGUCGGCUCGCGUCUGCGCAUCCAGCGGUCGAGUUCCAUUUCCAACUAG
This is a messenger RNA of Hyaloperonospora brassicae, 972 nucleotides long. Lineage: Eukaryota; Oomycota; Peronosporomycetes; Peronosporales; Peronosporaceae. The record is from the annotation of a GenBank genome assembly.